CUGCACACACAGCUCCACCAACCAAACAAACCUCGCCUCCGUCGGGGGGACAAAACGCUCGCCCCUUCUCUCUCUCUCCCUACAAUAAAUCCGCCUACUACUUUGAUUCAUCACUACGCCGUAAAUUGCCCGGCUGUUACCCGCGCAACGCCGUAAAUCUCCCCGCGAUCGAAACCGCACGCACGAGCAGGAGCAGAGCACUCUCCUCUGUUUUUCCGCCAUGACGACGACCGCCACGUCCUGCUCAGGCGCCACGGCAGAUGACUCGUCGCAUGGCUGCUGCCUCAUCGUCGCCCCCUUGCUCGACAAAGCGGCCGGGGAGGUCGUCAUCCCGGUGGCCGCGGACGAGGCGGCGCCGGUGCUCACGUGCAAGCCGCCGGGCCGGCUCGCCAAGGCGGUGAAGGAAGCCUGGUCCGUGUCCCUGGGCAUCGCGAUGCCCAUGAUGCCGCCGCUGUCCGCCACCGCGGCGCAGGACGAGGCGCGCUCCAUCCUCGCCCUCGCAUUCCCGAUGAUCCUCACGGGGCUCCUCCUCUACCUCCGCUCCAUGAUCUCCAUGCUCUUCCUCGGCCGCCUCGGCGGGCUGGCCCUCGCCGGCGGCUCCCUCGCCAUCGGCUUCGCCAACAUCACGGGCUACUCGGUGCUCUCCGGCCUCGCCAUGGGCAUGGAGCCCAUCUGCGGCCAGGCGUUCGGGGCCGGCAACCACUCGCUCAUCGGCCUCACCGUGCAGCGGACGGUGCUGCUCCUCAUCGCCGCCGCGGUGCCCAUCGGCGGGCUGUGGAUGCACAUGCGCCCCCUCCUCCUCCUCUGCGGCCAGGACGCCGCCAUCGCCGCGGUGGCCGAGACGUACAUUCUCGCGUCCCUGCCCGACCUCCUCCUCCAGGCAUUCCUCCACCCGGUGCGGAUAUACCUCAGGAUGCAGUCCGUGAACCUGCCGCUCACCGUCUGCGCCGCGCUGGCCAUCGCCAUCCACCUCCCCAUCAACUACGUGCUCGUCACCGUCCUCGGGCUGGGAAUCAAGGGCGUGGCAAUGGCGUCCGUGCUGGCCAACCUGAACCUGCUCCUCCUGCUGCUCGGCUACAUCUUCUUCACUGGCAUCCACAGGCGCACGGGCGGCUUCGCGCUCUCCGCCGAGAGCUUCUGCGGCUGGGGCGAGCUGGUGACCCUAGCGGUACCCAGCUGCGUGAGCGUGUGCCUCGAGUGGUGGUGGUACGAGAUCAUGAUCCUGCUCUGCGGGCUGCUGCUCAACCCGCAGGCCACCGUGGCGUCCAUGGGCAUCCUCAUCCAGACCACCUCGCUCAUCUACAUCUUCCCCUCCUCCCUCAGCUUCGGCGUCUCCACCCGCGUCAGCAACGAGCUGGGCGCGGGGCGGCCGGACGAGGCCAGCCGCGCCGCCACGUCGGGGAUCAUGCUCGGCUUCGCGUUCGGGGCCUUCGCCUCCAUCUUCGCGUUCCUGGUGCGGGACGUGUGGGCCAGCAUGUUCACGGCGGACCCGGCGAUCGUCGCGCUCACGGCGUCGGUGCUGCCGAUCCUGGGCCUCUGCGAGCUGGGCAACUGCCCGCAGACCACCGGGUGCGGCGUGCUGCGCGGCAGCGCGCGGCCCAAGGACGCCGCCAGCAUCAACCUCCGGUCCUUCUACCUGGUGGGCACGCCCGUGGCGCUCGUGCUGGCAUUCUGGUUCCACUACGACUUCACGGGACUCUGGUUCGGCCUCCUGGCGGCGCAGGCCACCUGCAUGGUGCGCAUGCUGCUGGUCAUCGGCCGCACCGACUGGGCCGCCGAGGCCAAGCGGUCGAAGCAGCUCACCGGGUCGCCGGCGGCGGCAGCCGACGACGAGCCGAAAGUCGGCGGCGGCGCAGACGAGAAGUCGCGCCUGCUUCUCGACGCAGCAGAAGAUCGGUGCUGAGAGCUACCCGCGCGCGCGCGCGCGUGCGUUAAUUGUGUUCUACUACAGUACCCUCUUUCUUUUCUUUCUUUCUCGAGGAAAGAGGCGUGCUGGCUGACAGGGUGCCAAUUUUGUUCCGCAUUUGCUAGUGUAGCGAGCGAGCGAGGGAGCCCAUUGUAAAGAUUUUAUUUACUGAUGAUGAAGAUGAUUGCUAGUAGUGUUA
This is a messenger RNA of Lolium rigidum, 2105 nucleotides long. Its product is annotated as protein DETOXIFICATION 49-like. Gene Ontology annotation, cellular component: membrane. The transcript has a single exon. The record is from RefSeq and is a predicted model, not a curated record. Gene Ontology annotation, biological process: xenobiotic detoxification by transmembrane export across the plasma membrane. Lineage: Eukaryota; Viridiplantae; Streptophyta; Magnoliopsida; Poales; Poaceae. The coding region runs from base 221 to 1903 and encodes 560 amino acids. Gene Ontology annotation, molecular function: xenobiotic transmembrane transporter activity; antiporter activity.